GUGUAACAUCAUAGUCUCUCACACACACACACACACACACACACACUCUUCUUCAGUAGUCUGUAGUGAUGUCUGUGCUGAAGUUCUCGCUCGCCUGCUUACUGGUGUUGGUGAACAAGUGCACGAGCUCACCGACUGAUACAUUCUGGGUGAACUCCAGCAGGAGCUCUGAUGUGGUCAAUGUGUCUCUGUAUUAUGAGUCUUUGUGUCCCGAUUGUCAGAAGUUUAUGGUGUUACAGUUCAUGCCGACCUUCAUCAUGCUGAGUGACAUCAUGCAUGUGGAUCUCGUCCCUUACGGCAAUGCACAGGAGAAGCAGGUCGGAGACAAGUACGAGUUCACCUGUCAGCACGGACCAGACGAGUGUCUGGGCAACAUGAUCGAGACAUGUGUGAUGAAUAAAGUGCCUGAUGCUGCAGUUCCUGUGAUUUACUGCAUGGAAGCUGCUGACAAUGUGGUGAAGGCGGCAGAAUCUUGUCUUGCCUUGUUCAGCCCACAAACAAAGUUCAGUGACAUCAUGGCAUGUGUGAACGGUAACGAGGGAAAUCAGUUAAUGCACCAGAACGCUAAGGAAACCGCAGCUUUAAAGCCACCGCAUGAAUAUGUGCCGUGGAUCACCAUCAACGGAGAGCACACUGACGAGCUGCAGCAGAAAGCAAUGAGCUCGCUCUUCGUACUCAUCUGCAAUCUGUACAAGGGUCAGGCUCCAUCAGCAUGUACACUUGGACAGAAGGCAACAAAGAUGAGUUACUGCUGAAGACGUUUGAAUCUGAUGGACUCUCUAGAGAGUAGCAUAUAAACUCACUCUAUCAUUGCUGAGCAUCUCUCUCUCUCUCUCUCUCUCUCUCUCUCUCUCUCUCUCUCUUUCUCUCUCUCUCUCUGUCUCUGUCUCUCUCUCUCUCUCUCUCUCUCUCUCUCUCUUUCUCUUGCUCUCUCUAUUUCUCGCUUGAUCUCUGUCAUGUCUAAUUUAGGAGAAGAUUUAUGACUAAAUAUAUACCUAAAUAAAAUAUAUAACAUCUCAGA
Molecule: messenger RNA, 1021 nt
Organism: Tachysurus vachellii
Lineage: Eukaryota; Metazoa; Chordata; Actinopteri; Siluriformes; Bagridae
Product: gamma-interferon-inducible lysosomal thiol reductase-like
Exons: 7
Coding region: 69-755 (228 amino acids)
Cellular component (GO): lysosome
Molecular function (GO): oxidoreductase activity, acting on a sulfur group of donors, disulfide as acceptor
Source: RefSeq, a predicted model, not a curated record